AAACAUGAAUUGGUACAGUGGUAAUAUAGCCGAGGCUGUGGCCAAAUCCAAAACUCAAAAUGCAAUAUUUGUCGUUUACGUUGAGGGCAAAGAUGAAAAUUCGGCCAAGUUGUCGAAAUUCAUUGAUGAUCCUAAAAUUAAGGAUAAAUUGCAAUCGGAUGACUUUGUGGCAAUUAAAAUUGAAUCACAAAGUGAAACCUACAUGCAAUUCGCAGCCAUUUACCAAAUUGUUCCAGUGCCUUCGAUAUUUUUCAUUGGUAAAACGGGAACACCUCUUGACAUUACAACUGGUGUAGUGGCAAGUGUCGAGGAACUGGAAUCGAAAAUAUUCAAGGUAUUAGAACUUGCAGGCAAGUCACCGAAGACAUCCAGUGGGGCAGCAAUGAGCCAAGCAUUUAUAAAUCAAGAAGCAAAGGCUAGCACCAGUGUUCAGCCAACUGUGGCAGCAACAUCGUCAGGCGAACAAAAAUCUGAGGGGAAGACCCACGAACCUAAGGAAAUCGACACAAAAUCGGUCGACAACUCGACGGAAGUUGUGUGUGAAGGUGGUGUUUGUUAUAAAAAACCCAAGGAAGCAAUAGCAUCUGGCCCGACAGAAGCAACAGUGGAAAAGAAAUCUGCAGAAGAUACUGCCAAACUAUCGGAAAAGGAGAAGGAAGAAAAAUUGGCUGAAGCCAGAAAGAUCUUGGAACAAAAAAGACGUGAACGCAUUGAAGAAGAGAAACGUCUGGAGAAGGAGCGUGAACUGGAACGUCGCAAACAGGGCAAAGAUAUGCAAAAUUUGCGAGCCUGGCAAAGGGACCAGGAACUUAAAGACCUGAAGGAUAGCAUAAAACGUGAUCGCCUCGAAGAACAGGCGGCUCGAGAACGAAUUCUUGCCCAAAUUGCUGCCGACAAGGCUGAACGAGCUCAUAAAUUUGGCAAUGACAGCAAUAAUCAAGCGUCAACAUCACAAGCAUCUGCUGCUGCAACCAAUUCAACUGCACAGCAAAAUAGUAAAGCACCACAACCUGCAGCUUCGGAUGAAACACGUUUACAAUUCCGUUUCGCCAGCGGAGAUUCAAAGACUAAAAAUUUCAAAUGUUCCACAACAUUGUCGGAAAUACGUGAUUAUGUGAAAAAUGAACUGCUGCCCGGCACUGGCAUUAAAGAGUUUACCUUGGCCACGACUUACCCCAAACGAGAAUUCACACCAGAGCACUAUUCCAAGACAAUGAUCGAUCUCGAACUGAUACCAAGUGCAGUUAUUUUAAUCAUAGGCAAAGAAGCCACUGGUCCCAGUGCCAUGAUAGCCAAACAAGGCGGCAUCUUUAAUAUAUUCUAUAUGAUUGUUAUGUCAAUAUUGAAUCCGGUAUUUUCGUUAUUCAAUGCGGCUAAGAAUUGGAUGACAGGUAGUAAUAACAAUAAUAAUGCCCAAGGCACAGGAGCACAGAAACGAGCCAAUGAAGAACGUGGUGUUCAAGAUGAUAUUGCUAAACGUCGUAAUCUGGAUCGAUUUGUAGGUGGUGGAAACUCUGUUUCUGAUAGUGGCAAUAACAGAAACACCAGCAGUGGUGGUCCCUCCGAUUCACCGCCAUCAUCCUCAUCUCAAGCCUAUCGCCGUUAUGUUUCCGGUUCGAAUGUACAUCGCCUUGCCGAUAAUCGUAAGGAUUCGGAUGAUGAAAAUGCCACAUGGAAUGGUAACUCCACACAACAACAAUAAUUCCAUUU
Molecule: messenger RNA, 1710 nt
Organism: Musca vetustissima
Lineage: Eukaryota; Metazoa; Arthropoda; Insecta; Diptera; Muscidae
Product: UBX domain-containing protein 4
Exons: 3
Coding region: 5-1702 (565 amino acids)
Molecular function (GO): protein binding
Source: RefSeq, a predicted model, not a curated record